Brienomyrus brachyistius is the source of this 2611-nucleotide messenger RNA. It is a transcript of the gene lhfpl3, whose product is annotated as LHFPL tetraspan subfamily member 3. Gene Ontology annotation, biological process: sensory perception of sound. The transcript is spliced from 4 exons. The record is from RefSeq and is a predicted model, not a curated record. Gene Ontology annotation, cellular component: plasma membrane. Lineage: Eukaryota; Metazoa; Chordata; Actinopteri; Osteoglossiformes; Mormyridae. The coding region runs from base 735 to 1415 and encodes 226 amino acids.
CAAUACAGGUAUUUUUAGGAUGAAAAAAAUACACGCAUGGGUAUAAUGUAGGCAGAUUAAACACCAGACCAUACCGCCCGCAGUGACCUAAAACACAGACUUAAUUUGCCGUUAUUUAUUCGCUCGCCUCUUACUCGUCACGGACAGAGGAAACUGGACAUUAUCUCCGUAGCAACCCCGGGACUGCGACUGAUGCCGAGACAGAUUUUUCUUGGAGCGAUUGAUCGCCGUGUUGGGGCGCCUGCCGAUUCCGUGCCGAAGAGCAUGACUAUCCCGUAGCGACAAUUUCGUGUCAUUUUAGCGGUGCACCAGUUUUGGUUUUGCAUUUGGGGGGAAGCCGGUGCAGAACGUAACGGGCGCCCUGGAUCCACGAGUUUCCCUGUCGGUGAUGCGUUCAUCACGUUCGCCGUGCUGUGCGGACCGGGGUGCGAGUGUCACGGCAAAGAGGCGGGUCACACCUGAUGUCUCUACUGCGCUGCUGAGCAUGUCAGACGGGUUGGGGGAAAAUACAAAAGGGAGAAGCGUUUAGGGUUGAAUCAGUGCACGGGCUGCGUCUUUUUCCUUCUGCGUUGGAUCUCCGACCCUCGAUCCGACUGAGCUCUUCCCUUAGCCAGCAUCUCCAGAUGCUGUCGGUGCGCUUCCGUCUGCGGCUGACCAGCGAUCGAAACCCGUGACGGGCGGACCGUGAUUCUGCGCUGCCUGCGUCCUGCCACAAAUACAGUUCAAACUAAGGCAUGGUCCCCGGGACUCCCGCAGCCAUGCUACCGGCCUCGGAAGCUGCCAAGAUUUACCAGACGAACUAUGUCCGCAACUCUCGAGCAAUCGGGGUCCUUUGGGCCAUCUUCACCAUACUGUUUGCCAUCGUCAAUGUGGUGUGCUUUAUUCAGCCCUACUGGAUCGGUGACGGCGUGGACACGCCGCAAGCCGGCUACUUCGGUCUUUUCCAUUACUGUAUUGGAAACGGACUGUCCCGGGAGCUGACAUGCCAGGGAAGCUUCACCGAGUUCAGCUCCAUCCCUUCGGGCGCCUUCAAGGCCGCGUCCUUCUUCAUCGGGAUGUCCAUGGUUCUGGUCAUCACCUGCAUCGUCUGCUUUGCCCUUUUCUUCUUCUGCAGCACGGCCACCGUCUAUAAGAUCUGUGGCUGGAUGCAGCUCGCUUCUGGUACCUGUCUGGUCCUGGGCUGCAUGAUCUACCCAGAUGGCUGGGACUCGGACGAGGUGAAGCGGAUGUGCGGCGAGCAGACCGACAAGUACACGUUGGGCGCAUGUUCCGUGCGCUGGGCUUACAUCCUGGCCAUCAUGGGCAUCCUGGAUGCCCUUAUCCUGUCCUUCCUGGCCUUCGUGCUCGGCAACCGGCAGGACGGGCUCAUGGCCGAGGAGCUGCUGGCCGACAGCAAGGAGGGUGGAAAUGCUUAAUAACAAGAGGUCUGUCCCGAAGAACAUGCUUUGGGCCAGUAGGGGGCAGUUUUACUGCAAUCUCACCUUCCUGUCCCGAAGAACUUGCUUUGGGCAAGUAGGGGGCAGUCUCACCUUCUCACUUUCUACCCCUUGCCCCGCGGAGUGGAUCCUAACCUGAGUGGCGGCUGUGAUGCGAGGAGAGAGGCGCACAUCGGAGUGAGGGGCAGCCCCCACAGCACCCCCGCCCAAUUAUAACCCCCUCAUAAUUCCGUCAUAUCACUGCUACUGACUGGUUUAUUCUGUCACGCAGACACACUUUCUACUGUAAAAAUGUAGAAUGACGUCAUCAACAUUAGCGAAGGAACACGGCAGGCUUUAACGCACACAGGUCACGUGUUUAUGUCGGGGGGGGGGGGAUUCAGGAUAAUAACCCUGCAUUGUGUAACAUAGGACUGCGCGAUAGCGCCACCUCUCCCAUCACCAUCACCUCCACCGCCGCACUCACGUUUUAGUUAGAGGGAACGAAGACGUCCAGUUCUGUCGUGAAGUCCGUGUUAGUGUACCCGUGUCAGUCCGUGAACGGCACAAAGCCCCCACCUGCACCCAAAGACAUACAGCGGUCCGCAGCCGGAUGGAGGGGCGGGGACGCCCUCGGACAGCGCACCGGGCUGCCCGUCACUGUCACCGAGACGGACAUCGGGCAGCGCUUCUACCGCGGGAAGCCGACUACGCCCCCUGUUGGGUGUGACGCUCACACGGGUGCAGCAGCGGCUCAGGAAGACUGCGUGUGACCAUCGUGAAAAACCGGGGAUGUGCUCAAGUAGCCGACAUAUGUACUGAACUUAGCGUAGACCGCAGUGUGCGGAGUGUAAUGGUAACAACACGAACUGUAAUAUACAGCAAACUCCAGUUUAAAGAAAACAAAAUCAUACAUAACUGCCGGUGCUGGUAAUGAAAAGGCCAUGUAGAACUAUGUAUAUAAUAUAUAAAUGUAUUUAAUAUAUUCAUCAUAAAAGGCAGAUAAAUUUAUAGGUUUUGGUUGUAAGAUUGAAAUAUAACAGAUCAAAGAUUACAUGUGCCAUAUAGUAUAUUAAUCCAAAGAGUAGCUUUUAAAAUACUUUUCCUGUCAGAUUGUGGAAGGAUGAAGAUGCUGAUCCACUUUUAGUUCCUACUCUGAGAACCGACCCCUGCCAACUUCACACCCACUGUGUGCA